Molecule: messenger RNA, 1488 nt
Organism: Cyclocybe aegerita
Lineage: Eukaryota; Fungi; Basidiomycota; Agaricomycetes; Agaricales; Hemipholiotaceae
Source: the annotation of a GenBank genome assembly
AUGUCUGUCAAGGUUCUUUGUAUCGAGAAACGCGGAGCCUCCUCCAGCAACGUUCUUCCGACAAACCAGUUCCACAACAUGUCUGAGACCUCCUGGACCAUCCCCAACUUCCAAGGCGACAUCAUCACCCCUACCCAUCCAGAGUACCCUCAGGCUAUCGCCCGGUGGGCAGCGAACGCAGAGCGGAGAGCCAAGGUCGUCGCAUUCGUCAAGGACGAGCAAGAUGUCGUCCGAGCUUUGAAGUACGCCAAAGAGAACCUACUGCCGAUCGCGGUCCGGGGCGGCGGCCACAACCCCACUGGGGCGUCGUCCAUUGUUGAUGGUCUUGUCAUCGACCUUUCGCGGUACUUCAGCGGUGUCAGAGCCGACCCAGAGAAGAAGCUUGUGUACGUUGGCGGUGGCGCUGUUUGGGGGAGCGUCGACGAGGAAUGUAUCAAGCACGGACUUGCAGGUGUGGCGGGAACUGUCAGUCAUACUGGAGUUGCAGGGCUUGCCCUCGGGGGCGGCUAUGGCUGGCUGACAGCAGCCUACAGCGUCGUCUCGGACAAUAUCGUCCAGGUGACACUCGUCACCGCUGCAGGCGAGGUCCUCACCGUCAACGAAAGCGAGAAUGCCGAUCUCUACUUUGCCAUCCGUGGCGGUGGAGGAAACCUUGGGGUCGUCACCGAAUUCGUGUUCAGGAUCUACCCACAACGCAAAACAGUGUAUACUGGAACGAUCUAUUAUCCUGCAUUGGCGGGAGAGAAGCUCAUCAAGGCGACGCAGGAGUGGCUCUCUCGCAGAACGGAGAAGGAGAGCGUGUGUCUAUUCGUCGCCAUUGGGCGUCAUGGUGAACCAAUUUUUGUUGUGAUGCCCUUCUAUAACGGCUCCGAAGCGGAGGGUAGAAAGUGCUUCAAGGGGUUGCUUGAUGCUGGACCAUUCAAGGAUGCGUCGAAAGAAAUGCCAUACGAAAACCUCAACACUCUUAUUAACCCAAUGGCCGACCAUGGCCAUGGCCAGUACAUGAAAGGGGUCAUGAUUCAGGAGUUUCAUCAAUCGACCGUUACAAAAAUACACCAACGGCUUGCCGAAAUGUACGCUGAGAGCGCCGGCGCCUUCAGAAUGUCAGUGCUGUACCAGCUUUUCGCGCACGACAAGGUCGACGCCAUCCCCCAAGAGACAACCGCGUUCCGCAGAGAGAAGGGAAUCACCAACGCCUUGGUCCUCUUCGACUGGGACCACGAUCCGCAGAACGAUAGGACGGACCAGGCACGCAAGUAUGUCCAUGAGCUGUGCGAACUCGCUCUGGAAGGCCAGCCCGGUGAAACGAAGCAAGGGGAAAAGAUAGGCUAUAGCAACUACGACCCUGAUGCCGCGGUAACGUCGACCGUGGCCGUUGAUAAGGCCAAAGCCGUCUUCGGAGCCAACUAUCCUCGCCUUCAGGCCAUCAAGAAGCUUUAUGAUCCUGAAAAUAUCUUUAACAAGUGGUUCCCUAUUGUACCCCUUUGA